Messenger RNA from Closterium sp. Naga37s-1, 2889 nucleotides. Lineage: Eukaryota; Viridiplantae; Streptophyta; Zygnematophyceae; Desmidiales; Closteriaceae. The record is from the annotation of a GenBank genome assembly.
AUGCCCCCCUCGCGAGUCCAUGGCGGCGCCGGCGCGUUUCGCGCGCGGAGCCACCAUGGCGCGGCGCUGCUGUCGCUAUUGGCGGUGAUCGUCAUGGGACUCGUUCGUCCAGUCGCGCCGUCCACCGACGCUCCGGCGCUGCACGAGUGCGACUCGUCGGACCCGCUUCUCUCGCCGCUCUCGCGCUUCGGGGGGGAUCACACGCAUCGCUACCAGCGCCCGGCGCACCUGUGCUGGAGCAAGGCGGAGAUGCCGUGCUACGCGGGGAUCCGCGGCAUGGCCGCGCGCUCCGAAACUCUCAAGCGCAAACUACGCGCGUACCACGAGUACCGGCGCGAGUGCGACGCGAAGGAAAACAUCACGUCUUUAAAAACAAAGCUGCGCGCGGGGAACGCGACGGAGUGCAGAUACCUGCUCUGGCACUUCAAACCCGGCGACGGGCAGGGUAACCAGUUCAUCUCGCUCGUAUCCGCGCUUGUGUACGCGCUGCUAACGAACCGCGUGUUUCUGCUCUUAACGGGGAUGGGACCGGCGAAGCUGAUGUGCCAGCCGUUCGAGGGCGCGCCGUGGUUCGUCUACUCGGAUGUGCCGAACGAACGGUGGGAUGCGACGCUGGUGGGCAUGCGCAUCGCUUAUCAGUACUUCCCCGAUCGAGUGGCGGCCAUUGAGAACGGCACCAGUGACACCAUGGACGUUCCUAACAUCGCGCAGGUGAGCCUACACCACACGGAGCAGAACACGAGCCUCUUCUUCUGCCCUUCAGAGCAGCAGUGGCUGACGCGCGUGCCGUCACUCCUACUCCUGGCAAACCAGUUCUUCCUGCCCUCGCUCUUCCACCACCCCUCCUUCCGCCGCCACAUACAAGACCUCUUCCCCUCGGGCCGCAUCUUCCAGACCGUCUCCCAGCUCAUCAUGUUUCCCAACAACCGCCUCUGGGCGGCCAUAACCGACAACAUUCACCGCCGGGCGGCGCCGGCCGCCGCCCGGGUGGGGCUGCAGCUGCGGCACUGCAGCGCGGAUAUUAUAUCGCAGGCGGCAGAAUGCGUGGUGCAGGUGGCGCAGGGGGAUGCUGUGGCGGAGGCGAGAAGAGAGAGGGAGAAACGGGAGGGGGAGAGGGAGGCGGGAGGGGAGCCUGGUGGGGUGGGGGCGGUGGGAGGCGUGGGGGGAGCAGGUGAGGGUGGUGCAGCGGGGGGCAGUGGGGAAGCAGUAGCAGCAGCAGCAGCAGCAGCAGCAGCAGGGACGGGUGAGGCGACGACGGCAUAUGAAACCACCACCAACAUCAACAGCAGCAGCAGCGCGGCUACACCAGAUCUCACCCCAUCAAGCACAGUGAUCAGCAUCCCCGCCAGCAGCAGCGACAUCACCAACAGCAGCAUAAUCAGCAACGGCACCUUCUCUCUCGACCGGCUCACCACAGAGACAGCUCAAACCGGGCUAGACGCCGAGGUGCAGCACGCCAUCAUCGACAUCUACACCCUCGCGCUCGCCUCUGACGCCAUUCUCAUCUUCCCCACCUCUACAUUUGGGUACCUCCUCUCCUCGCUCUUUGGCCGGCCGGCGUUUUUUGUCUCUCAGGGCUGCCAGCCGGCCCCGUUGGAGCCGUGCUACCAGCACCCCCCGCAGCCGCACCAGUGCUCGGAUGGGCAGCAAGUGGGAGUGCCGCCGUUCAGUGAUUUGUUUGCGCGCGGCGGCGGCGGAGGCGGCGAGCAGCUGGCGGGCGACGAGAGCCUGGUGUUCGAGACGAGCAAGGGCGUGCAGGUGCUCUCCUCCUUCGAGCAGAUGGGCAUCCGCGAGGACCUGCUUCGCGGAAUCUACGCGUUCGGCUUCGAGAAGCCGUCCGCCAUCCAGCAGCGCGCCAUCAAGCCGAUUAUUGCCGGCCGUGACGUCAUCGCGCAGGCGCAGUCCGGCACGGGCAAGACGAGCAUGAUCGGCCUCGCUGUGUGCCAAGUCGUCGAUACGAGCUCUAGAGAGACGCAGGCGCUAAUCCUCUCGCCGACGCGCGAGCUGGCGGUGCAGACGGAGAAGACGGUGCUGGCGGUGGGCGACUUCAUGAACGUGCAGGCCUACGCCUGCAUCGGCGGCCGCUCCAUCGGCGAGGACAUCCGCAAGCUCGAGUUCGGCGUGCAGGUGGUAUCGGGCACGCCAGGGCGAGUGUACGACAUGAUCAAGCGCCGCAGCCUGCGCACACGAGCCAUCAAACUCCUCAUUUUGGACGAGUCGGACGAGAUGCUCAACAUGGGCUUUAAGGACCAGAUCUACGACAUCUACCGCUACCUCCCGCCAGAGCUGCAGGUGGUGCUGGUGUCAGCCACGCUCCCCCACGAGAUACUGGAGAUGACCAACAAGUUCAUGACUGACCCCGUGCGCAUUCUUGUCAAGCGUGAUGAGCUCACACUCGAGGGCAUCAAGCAAUUCUUUGUGGCGGUGGAGCGCGAGGAGUGGAAGUUUGACACGCUCUGCGAUCUCUAUGACACGCUCACCAUCACCCAGGCGGUGAUCUUCUGCAACACGAAGCGCAAGGUGGACUGGCUGACGGAGAAGAUGCGAGCCAACAACUUCACCGUGUCCGCCAUGCACGGCGACAUGCCCCAGAAGGAGCGCGACGCCAUCAUGACUGAGUUCCGCGCCGGCACCACACGCGUGCUCAUCACCACUGACGUGUGGGCUAGAGGCAUUGACGUGCAACAGGUGUCACUGGUGAUCAACUACGAUCUGCCCAACAGCAGAGAGCUCUACAUUCACCGCAUCGGUCGCUCCGGUCGUUUCGGCAGAAAGGGUGUGGCGAUCAACUUCGUGAGGAGUGAUGACAUUCGUAUUCUGAGGGACAUAGAGCAGUACUACAGCACACAGAUCGAUGAAAUGCCCAUGAAUGUCGCCGACCUCAUCUGA